Messenger RNA from Fusarium subglutinans, 318 nucleotides. RefSeq lists its product as uncharacterized. NCBI's taxonomy places the organism in Eukaryota, Fungi, Ascomycota, Sordariomycetes, Hypocreales, Nectriaceae. The transcript has 2 exons. The coding region runs from base 1 to 318 and encodes 105 amino acids. The record is from RefSeq and is a predicted model, not a curated record.
AUGAGACUGAAAUUCCUCUUCUUCCUUCCAGUAGCCCUUGCUUGGUGGAACUGCGAGCUUCCUAGAGGUGCUGGCGAUAACGGCCGCUGCAUCGACGGAGUCACGGGCAACUGGGAUGCUUGUUCGGCGGUAUGUGUUCUUCUAUCCUUGCUUCUCCUUUCCACUGCUAAUAUUCAUUGCGUGUUCAGAGUAACCCUUGCCGAAGCCAAGGAAAUGGGUGCAGCCCUCAGGGCGCCGGAAUUGCGAACUGUUCCUGAAGAGACUUUAGUGGUCUUGAGUUAUACUUUACAGUGGGCUACCGCUCCGUCCUUCGAGUGA